UGCUGUCAUCGCUUCUGAUCGCAACCCCACCACGCCAUAGUCGCAAGGUUCUUAUAGCGAGGAUGAUAAGCAACCACAAUAAACGUCGCACUCAACCCUCGGCCUCCUCUUCCCGGGUGGUGGAAGACGACAUCUCGACCCGUCUCUUCAAACUUCAAGAUGAUCGCGAAAAGGAGGACGAAGAGCUCGAUCUCGAAGCUUCUCUCUUCGGAAAGAAGCGGAAACGAGCAGGAAGAGGGUCGAGAGGAAGUGGGAUAAGCAAGUCAAAAGCCAAGGCGGAGCAGGAGGAGAUGGGAGGGGAGGAUAUGGGGAUGCCCGGGGUGUUUUGGGAGGAUAAGGGGGAUGAUGUGGGGAUGAGCUCGGGAGGGAACGCCGACGAGAUGUUUUACGAGGAUGCACCAUUGGCAGAAGAUCGAGAAGACGAGGAUGAGCAGGAGGAGGAGGAAAUCGAUUUCGAGCAAGACCUCGAGGCAGAUUCAGUAGUUUCCGCUUCUGAUCGAGAUGAUGAUGAAGACGAAGAGACAUCCGACUCGGAUUCCAACUCGGAAGCCGAUGUUGACGCCGAACCCACUACCACCCCAUCCUGGCUCUCCACCCCCUCCUCCUCAAAACCCAAAUCCAAAAAGCCUCUGUGGCAAGACCCCUCGGACAACCAGAUCUCUCUCGACAUGUCCAAAGACAACCGCCUCCGAAAGCUCGUCCGUUCUCAACCCGGAUCGAGUACGGUCGACGGACAAGGUCUAGAGAGCAAGCUGAGGGAGCAGUUUGAAAAGAUGCAUCCUCAGCCUGAAUGGGCUACCGAGGCGAAAUCCCGAGCGGCCAAGGAGAAGAAUAUAAAGAACAAGAACAAGACGCAAAAGUUGGACCCUCUACAAGCUCUAUUUGCUAGCACGGCUUCUUUCUUGGAUACCUCCUCUACGAGCCUGUCCAACCGGGGCUUGCUUCCGAAAGGCGCACUCGAAGUCCGACGGUUGAGGGAUGCAAACUAUCAGAACCGGACGGUCUGGGAAGGAGGGAACGGGAAGAAGAAGGUGGUAGGAGAAAAGGGCAAGAAGGAGGAAGAGGGCAAGAAGGCGAAGUAUAUGGACACGGGGAUGAUGGAUGUCAAGUUCCACCCGAAGGUCGAGGUCCUUGCGGCUGUUGGUGCGGACAGACGAUUACGGCUGUUCAACAUCGACGGACAUACCAAUUCGUCCCUUCUCAGCCUCCACAUCCCCUCACUACCGAUCAGGAACAUGCAAUUUCACCCAUCCGGCACCUCGCUCCUCUUGACUGGCUCUCGACCAUUCUACUAUACCUACGACCUCCGUUCACAGCGAUGCAUCCGAUCACCAAAGAACCUGCUCUCCAACGCCUCGGCAUCCGACCCGGGAAGCACGUAUUCCAUGGAAAAGACCGUGUUCUCCCCGGACGGAAGUGUACUCGCUGUAGCAGGAAAGAGGGGCAUCGUCACCCUGCUCGCUUGGGGUCCAGGGGGGUCCGGACAGGUCUUGACGACGCUUCGAUCGGGGAGAACGGGUGGGGUGCAGGACAUGAUGUGGAGAAAGGGAGGGAAAGAGUUGUGGGUUCUAGGAGAGGGGAGCGAGGUGGACGUUUGGGAUUUGGGUGAGAGGAGGUGUGUGGCCAGGUGGAAAGACCAGGGAGGGUUUGGGGGGAGGUUGUUGAAGGGGAGUAGGAACGGGGACUAUUGUGCCGUAGCCUCGACAACAGGUGUAGUCAACGUGUACGAUGCCAACGAGAUCACCUCGUCCGUCAACACAUCGAUCGACGCUUCAGAAGGUCUCUUUGCCGGAGCAUCGCCUAGGCCUAUCAGGGAGCUCAUGAACCUUACGACGGAGAUUACGAAUAUCGCCUUCAAUCACGACGCGCAGAUGAUGGCCGUGUCUUCGAGCAAGAAGAAGGACGCUUUCCGCAUGUUCCACCUGCCAUCCGCUACGGCGUUUACAAACUGGCCGACCUCGUCCACCCCACUUGGGGUUGUCACAUGUUCCGACUUUUCGGCGGGGAGCGAACAUGUAGCGAUGGGGAAUACUCGAGGCAAGAUUCUUUUGUACAGCGUCGAGCAUUACAAGCCGCUCGGUGCAUAGGCCGUGGCUUGUACGUAGAUAGAGACAGGCUAGUCCAACUGCUGUUCAGUGUUACGAUGCGCUUGCGAUCAUGACCUUUUAGGAUCGGUGCCCUUCCCUGAGGUAGCUUCUCAGAGCGAAUGAGGAGGAUAUCGGCUUGUCAUAGAAACCCC
Molecule: messenger RNA, 2239 nt
Organism: Filobasidium floriforme
Lineage: Eukaryota; Fungi; Basidiomycota; Tremellomycetes; Filobasidiales; Filobasidiaceae
Product: WD40 repeat-like protein
Exons: 5
Coding region: 63-2087 (674 amino acids)
Biological process (GO): rRNA processing
Cellular component (GO): small-subunit processome; Pwp2p-containing subcomplex of 90S preribosome
Molecular function (GO): protein binding
Source: RefSeq, a predicted model, not a curated record